AUGAGGCAACGCUGGAAGAAUGCACUGAUUGUCAAGCUGUUGGGGAAGAGGAUCGGUGUUGGAUUCAUGAAAAGAAGGUUGGAAGCACUUUGGGCAAAGGCAGGAAGCAUUACUGUUGCUGACCUAGGAAAUGAGUUUUUUUCGGUCAGAUUCAGCAGCUUGGAGGAUUUGAAUCUAGCAAUCACGGGAGGUCCAUGGGUGAUACUGGGUCACUACUUAGCAACGAGGAAGUGGGAGCCUUGUUUUGAUCCGGACAAGGCGAACAUACACAAGGUUGCUGCAUGGGUGCGUCUUCUAGGUAUUCCACAAGAAUAUUGCGAAUUUCCUUUCCUGAAUCACUUAGGAACUGUAAUUGGAAAAGUGUUAAAGGUUGAUAGAACAACAUCAACCGGGGAUAGGGCUAGAUUUGCUAGGGUUUGCAUUGAGAUUGAUCUUGCUAAACCCUUGAAAGGUGAAUACAUAUUGGAUGGCUGUAGGAAGAGGAUUGAAUAUGAAGGUCUUUUCUUAAUCUGUUUAAAGUGUGGGCGUUAUGGACAUAAUUCUGAGUCUUGUCCAGAUUUUGUUAAGACUUCUCCCAAGGAUGCACCUAGUGAGACUCCUCAUCAGUCAAUGGAUAAGCCUGGAGUUCAAGGGGUUGGGGAAUGGAUAGUUGUUCAAAGGAGGAAGAAAGGCACUCAAGGUUCUCAGAGAAAGGAAGUUAAGAAUUCUAGGUUGUUUGGGGCAGACAUUUCUAAUUCUAAGCAGGAAGUGUGUGAUCAUGUUGGAGGAAGUGGUAUUUUGAAGAAUGUUUCUAGUAAUAAGCCAGAAGAGGAAAUUGGUAAUAUUCUGGUGAAUAAAGAAAAUCUGCCUUCGGUUAGCAACCCCCCAAAUAUAGAGGGGGUGAUGAAAUUUUCAGCCAAGGCCUCUAACUUUAAUAAGAAGAGUUCAGGGGUGAAACAAGGGGCUCCUAUCCCUAGAAAGAAUUCUUCUAAGACUAUGUCAGCCAAAGGAAAAGGGGUGCAAAUCCCAUCCUCUCCCAUUCUGGUGGCUGAGAACAGCAGACCUUCUCAGACUCACAUUUAG
This is a messenger RNA of Gastrolobium bilobum, 1062 nucleotides long. RefSeq lists its product as uncharacterized. NCBI's taxonomy places the organism in Eukaryota, Viridiplantae, Streptophyta, Magnoliopsida, Fabales, Fabaceae. The transcript has a single exon. Bases 1 to 1062 code for a protein of 353 amino acids. The record is from RefSeq and is a predicted model, not a curated record. Gene Ontology annotation, molecular function: zinc ion binding; nucleic acid binding.